UCACAUACUACUUGACCCUCAAGAUAGGUUUGCUUCGAAACGGAGUCAUCCAAUAUCCAGCAAGGCCCCCUAGAAGUCCUCAACUAACUGCCGGAGCACCCAGAGCUCUCCUAUAAAACCCACCAACAGACCCAAGACCAUACUGAACCAAACCCUUCCCACCACCAAGCAGUCCCAGCCAUGCAAACCGAGGCCCCAAAGUCCAAUCACCAAACAAUGCCCAUACCCCCAACCCAGUCCCCCGAGACGGCCUCGCCCGCCACCAGCCUCGUCGUGCAGGCCACGCCCGCACACCACCACGCCCUAUCCAAUGACGGAGGAGACCGCCACCACCAGCACCACCGGCGCGACUACCAGGAACCCCGACCGGGGCCGGGCGCGACAGCCUGGGCCGGCGUCGGCGUCGGCGCCACGGGGCUCGUCAUCAUCCUGGGCCUGGCGGCGUGGGCAUGGAGGAGGAGCCGCUGGGAGGUGCGGGAGGAGCCGGUUGGAGAUGCGGAGAUGGGGGAGCGGGGAGGGGGGAAGUAA
Molecule: messenger RNA, 528 nt
Organism: Phialemonium atrogriseum
Lineage: Eukaryota; Fungi; Ascomycota; Sordariomycetes; Cephalothecales; Cephalothecaceae
Exons: 1
Coding region: 181-528 (115 amino acids)
Source: RefSeq, a predicted model, not a curated record